AUGCUAUUACAAAAUUUAAGAACUCUUAAAAAACAAGUAUCCUGUAAGCGAUAUAAUAAUAAUUUGUUCUAUUCGAAAAUCGGUCAUAAACAGUUCAUAACAUAUUAUACAAAAACUCAUGAAUACAUAAAUAUAAAUGAAGGAGAAAACUUAAAAGAAUUAAAAAAUAAAAAUAUAAAAUGUAAAAUAGGAAUAAGUAAUUAUGGAACUGAAAAGCUAGGAGAAAUAGUUUAUAUAGAUAUAAUAAAUAGCGUAAAUGAUUAUGUAAAAAAAGGAGAUUGCAUAGCAACAAUUGAAAGUGUUAAAAGUGUGGGGGAUGUAUAUACUCCCGUUAGUGGUAAAAUUGUCGAUAUAAAUAAAAAAAUAGUAGAUAACAUUAAUUUGAUGAAUGAAAACUCUGAAACGGAUGGAUGGAUUAUGGAAUUAUUAACAAAUGAUAUAAAUGAAAAUGAAAUAUUGAGCAUGUCUGAAUAUAAAAAAAUGUGCGACGAAGAAGAAGUAAAAGAAGAAAAAGAGAGACAACAAAAUGAAAUUAAUUGUAUGGAAGAAAAAAAUAAAAUGAAAAAUUUAGACGACAUUAAAAAUGUUGAAAAUAAGUAA
Molecule: messenger RNA, 600 nt
Organism: Plasmodium vinckei vinckei
Lineage: Eukaryota; Apicomplexa; Aconoidasida; Haemosporida; Plasmodiidae
Product: glycine cleavage system H protein, putative
Exons: 1
Coding region: 1-600 (199 amino acids)
Biological process (GO): glycine decarboxylation via glycine cleavage system; protein lipoylation
Cellular component (GO): cytoplasm; mitochondrion; glycine cleavage complex
Source: RefSeq, a predicted model, not a curated record